GAUCCUGCCUUCAAAGAUGCGUUCGGGUGCACGCCAAACCGAUGCUCCGACAAGGCGCUGGCCCUCUUCAUGUCCCUGAAGGGGUUCCAUGAAAACCUCAGCAAGAACACGGUCGAAAGUAUCCGUGCAGCAUUCAAAAAGCUCUGGGAGCAAGCGGAUGGUGGCACGUUUCGUGGAAAGUGGAGUUUCAAUGAGGCGAGACAGCGCUGGGAGGGAAAUCUAGCUGACUCAGCGGAAGUUUACGACAUGAUGGCAUCUGUCAAGCACAAGGCCAGCGCAGAGGGCGGAGAUCGAACUCACUCGAUGGCAAUGACAAAAGACUUCAUGGAUCGCAUGCUUCAAUGGCAUGAGGCCGCAUGCCCACUGGAGAUUGCACUGCAGGCCAUCCAGCUACUCACUCGCCAUCUUGAACAGGUCACUUUCGAUGCUGGCACAUGGACCUUAUGGAGCAGGUAUUCUCAAGCCGCGGCUUUAUGGAGUCGAAUCGUCUGUUACAGACUUCCGUGGACAUCCGGACAUCAGGUACGAGUUUAUUUACUAUAUCUAAAUCUGUCUAACCAUUGCUACUCUAGUCUCUUCCGCAAAUCCAACAUGCACAGGUCCGAUUUAUCCAUGCACGCCGCAGGUAUAUUUCCCCGCCCAGACAUGCCUUCCUGCGACAGCUUCAUCUGGAUGUUGCUCUGGAUCAAAUGGCUCGAGUUUUUUCAUUACGGGCGCACACUCAGGCCAAACGACUUCAUCUUCCCUUCGAUGGGUGCCAAUGGCAUCAUGCAGCCUGGACAGCCUCUCUCCCAUGACACUGUGCAAAAGUGGAUUGACGAGGCAACGACAGGUGCUGGCAUCCUAGGCUAUUUUUCGACUCACUGCUUCCGCCGUGGAGGUGCCCAGUAUUGGUUUAUGUUCGCACCGGUUGGUCAGCGGUGGUCACUUGCCAUGGUUCGAUGGUGGGGAGGAUGGGCUGAUGGUGAACAGCGAAACACGCUCAUUCGUUACCUUCUCGACGAACUACACACUUAUGAGACCAACUACAGUGAUGCCCUUGCUCCUUUCUCCCACAAAGCUGAAUCCUCCCUUGCAGGCGAGCAGGCACUCAUGAGGCCAGCAUCCACUGAGGAGCUGCGCAUGGUUCAUGCAUCCAUGACCGCAGAUGUCAAUCAUUUGCGAGUUGACGUCAGUGCAGUCAACGACUCACUUCAGUCACUCACCAGCAUGGUCCAGGCCACUUCAAGUUGCCUGAAGGCUGCUGGACACCUACCUCCAACACAGCUCGAAGAAGAUCCCCGCUUCACCCUUCUCCGAGUCUCCGCAUCCAGUGCAGAGUCUCCUCAGAUUUCAACUCCUCAGCAUGUCCAUCCACCACCAACACACUCCCGUCCUCUGUCAUCUGUCCGCAGGAGCCAUGGCCACGCACACAUCACUCCAACUACUCGACCACUGCCAUCUGCUGCUGCGCACACAGCCUCGACUCAACAACUCCCAAGCAACGGUCUCGUCAUUCCACGGCUGCCACUCGUCUGUUCGAACAGGUUGAAGACUCCGAAGGCUGAGUCCUGGAGGAACAUCAUCACGCACUGGCUCGUCGGUGACCCCGACAGAGGGUUGAAGACGCCACUCAAGGACUGGCUGCAGGAGUGGUACCAAGGCCUGAACUGGAAGCUCGCAAUGCAGUACCAGAACAGGGCCGUUGUUGCGCGCGAGUUCAUCAACCAUUACCAGUCAGACGAAGCCCUCUUCCUUGCAGCCUACCCAGAAGCCGAGCGGGGACACACCCCACUGCUUGCAGCCGUCAACAAGGCACGGGCUGCAUGAGGAGAGCGUGUCCGUCGCAACAAAUGACACGGAGGACUCUCACUUCGGAACCAUACCAACUACUGCUGCCCACUCGAACGCUCGUAACUUGUAAGUACUAUAACCACGAAUCACUUCAUAUUGCAAAGGCCACAUGCCAGGACUGUUGAUACUGUACAUUCCCGCACCUACUUCUCUACCCUAGGUACUUCCUCGCCGUACUCUCUCCUUCCCAGCGCUAGUUAGUUCCCCCAACUCUUUCGUGCUUCUUUCCUCCGAGUCCGUCUUUCCCGCGUGCCUUCUAAAUUCUUGCAAGUUGGUUUCGAAUGUCCUGAGGUCCGGGAGGUCCACACCAACGACGAAAAUCAGACACAAAGCCUAGUGAGCGAGUGAGCGAGCAGGCCUGAACCUGCGCGUCGGCGGCCGUCACGCGCUCCGCUUUUUUCGUACCCAUCUGCGUCCG
Messenger RNA from Suillus discolor, 2251 nucleotides. RefSeq lists its product as uncharacterized. Gene Ontology annotation, biological process: DNA recombination; DNA integration. The coding region runs from base 70 to 1809 and encodes 579 amino acids. Lineage: Eukaryota; Fungi; Basidiomycota; Agaricomycetes; Boletales; Suillaceae. The transcript is spliced from 8 exons. The record is from RefSeq and is a predicted model, not a curated record. Gene Ontology annotation, molecular function: DNA binding.